AUGUCAGGAAAGUACAGAGGACUCAAGGCAAAUAUACGAGCUAUAAUACCAAAUGUCAAAUGGACUCAUUGCUGCAUAUAUAGAGAAUCAUUGGCAGCAAGACAGAUGCCAGGAAAAUUGAAGAGAACACUGGAUGAGGCAGUGAAAGUAGUUAAUAUUAUAAAAGCUCAUCCUUUAAAUUCCUGUAUUUUUAGUGUUCUUUGUGAGGAGAUGGGCAAUGCCCAUGAACAACUGCUCUUGCAUUCUCAAGUGCGUUGGCUGUCUCGUGGUAAAGUACUUACCCGCAUAUUUGAGUUGCGUGAUGAAAUACGAUUAUUUCUUCAUGAUAAAUCAUUCCAUGGGAGAGUGGUUCAAUAUAUGUCUGACAUUUUUACAUAUUUGAAUGGCCUAAAUUUGAACCUACAAGGGAGAUCCAUAACUAUUUUUAAAGAUGAAGAUAAAGUGGAAGCCAUGAUCAUGAAAUUAGAUUUGUGGUCUGAACGUCUGCAGAGCGGUGUGUUUGAAUCCUUUCCGACACUCUGUGACUUUCUUGCAGUGUCUGAUGAUGACUUCUCUGAAGAAAUAAGAAACCUUUUCAUUCAGCACUUGCAAGGUUUGAAGAACAGUUUUAGGGAUUAUUUUCCUCUUCCUGAUGCCAAUAACAAGUGGAUUAGGGAUCCAUUUCAUGUAGAUGUAAAAAAUGUAAAAGAUUUAACUUCAAAUGAACAAAAGUCUUGUUGA
This is a messenger RNA of Limulus polyphemus (Atlantic horseshoe crab), 720 nucleotides long. Its product is annotated as zinc finger BED domain-containing protein 5-like. The transcript has a single exon. The coding region runs from base 1 to 720 and encodes 239 amino acids. NCBI's taxonomy places the organism in Eukaryota, Metazoa, Arthropoda, Merostomata, Xiphosura, Limulidae. The record is from RefSeq and is a predicted model, not a curated record.